Lottia gigantea (owl limpet) is the source of this 1928-nucleotide messenger RNA. RefSeq lists its product as hypothetical. Lineage: Eukaryota; Metazoa; Mollusca; Gastropoda; Lottiidae. The transcript has 8 exons. Gene Ontology annotation, biological process: proteolysis. The coding region runs from base 66 to 1325 and encodes 419 amino acids. Gene Ontology annotation, molecular function: serine-type endopeptidase activity. The record is from RefSeq and is a predicted model, not a curated record.
GAGAAUUGUCAAAGUCUUUUUCAUAUUUUGUAUCUCGGCCAGGAUCAUCCAGAAAAACAACCAAAAUGGCACUGCUCAAUUUUUAUAUCACCGUUGCUGUUGCCAUGGUUUCGACAUCUUCAGCUAUAGAUGACUACUGGUGUAAAAAGACCACACAAGAGGUUGGACAAUGUUACUCGGGAGCCUGCCCCGUGGGAUAUAAAAAGGCACAUCAUGCACGUGGAUUUAUAGGGUGUCUAGUAGAGUCGGGUCAGAUGCAUCAUUGCUGCGUACCAGGGUGCAGAUAUACCUCGCAACAAAAGGGCCAAUGUUAUCAGGGUUCCUCUUGUCCCUCGGGAUACCGUGAAAAUAACUUUAUCUCAAAAAGACUGGGCUGUUUUUCUGUUGGUGGAGCUUAUUCAUGUUGUGUGCCAAAAGCAGUAAAUGCCACUGUAUCCCCACCAUUGAAUCCAGUCAGCCAAGAUUGUGGACUGAUGUCUAAAAGCGGUCGAGUCCUAGGUAGCGGAGCUAGUCCUAUCGGUAAAUGUACCUGGCCAUGGAUGGUCUCAAUCCGAUCCAGAUCCGAUGCGGCCACGUCGGCUCAGCCUGUUUCUUUAAGCAACACCUUACAGCUGGCUUCAGGCGUCUUGAUUGAUUCACAGUGGGUUAUCACCACGGCCUAUGGUCUUUCUUUGGCCGGACAAGGAGUGGAUAAUAAUGUCUUAAACAAUAUUUUCUUGGUAGCCAGUGAGCACAAUGUCAAUACGAUAGAAGGUGAUGAACUUUUCCUCACAGCCAGUAAAUACUUCAUACAUCCCCAGUCCCCACUAUCUGGGGGCAUCAGAGCUCUGGACUUCCAAGGCGACAAGUCUCUCUUACAAGGAGGAAAUUUCGCUUUGAUAAAGUUAUCUACCCCUGUAACCUAUUCACAAUGUGUGAAGAAAGCCUGUCUGAAUAAAGAUUUAAAUGUUGAUGGUAACUGUGGAGGCAGUCAAUGCUAUAUAGCUGGCUGGGGUGUCACUACCGAUGAACCUUUCCCAAGUGUACCCUAUGGAGCUGCAGUCGAUGUGUUCAACAACGUAACUUGUCAAACCAUUGCUAAGUAUAGUGGUAAAACUGAUUAUGUUCAACAACCAUACACAAUGUGUGCUUCUGGCUUGGCCUCCGAUACCAGACCAUGUGUUGGAGAUAAUGGAGGUAUGGUAGUAUGUAACCAGAAGGGUAGAUGGGCUGUUCGAGGGUUAAUCACCGAGACCACAUUUGAAUGCCAGACAGAUGAGCCAUUCAUCAUCAGUGACCUCGGGGCUGUCGAAGAUUGGAUAACCCAAACCAUGGCCAAUAACUAACUAGUUAUGAAGAAUUAAUUAAAAUAAAUGAUAAAUUCAAAUUUAUUGAUAUAUUAACAAUGUUUUCUCUUUCUUGUUUUUCCAGUCCGAUUCUUCAGGUGCCAUCAGACUAUAGCUUUUACCAGUUGCGUAUGGUUACGAAUAGUGGAACUCCCAACUCAGUUGAUUAAGAGUUGCCUUUAUAUCGUUAUGGCUGAUAUUCUUGUUCGCAAACAUACACAACUGGUGAUCGCUAUGCUUUCGUAUUCUGUGGUCUCCAAUGGCGAGUUUACUUUAUUUAAUUUACACUUCAUUGAGCUCUCAUCCAAUUAAUAUACUGUUUUAUUUAAUAAUAACGAUUUCAACUUAACUUUCAAUUAUAUUAAGUUAAACCUGAACCUCUCUCCGAGAUGUUGACACUAAUUUGAGCACGAGUUUAAAUGUAUAAAAGUCUUCAUGCCUUGUCUUGUUUCUUAUCAUCCUAUCUCUUCCUAUCUUACCACAAUACGAACUGUUAGUCUUGCCAAAACAAAAUGUCUCCUAUUUUUGUUAUGAAGAACAAUUUCUAAGUAAAAGAAGCAAUAACAUAUUUUUGUAAUUUUGUAAAUAAAAAUGUGUUUUGGC